ACUACAGGGUGAAAUCUGGUCUUCAGUGUGAAAAGAAACACCCUUCGGGUCUCAGAGUGUCCAUCUAGCUUCAUCUCUCUCUCCCUCUGCCCCAGAGCCAUGGUCACAUGUGACAUCUCUGUGGUCUCUAAAUGGUACACUUUCUUUCAUCCUUCAUGGCCCUGGUAGCAUAGAGGUUAAUAACAGAGACCCUGGACUGUCUGAGCUGACCUCCUGUCACCACCACCUAGUAGAUAUAUAACCUCAGCCUCCGUAGCAGCUCCGAGGAGUCUGACGGCAUCUUCCCCGGGAAAAGGCCAAGUGAGCUCAAAACAGAAGCCACAGCUCCUGCUGCCGCAUUUCCUCCCCAGCUUGCUAAUCCCACACCGAACAAGAUGUGCAAAGGACUUGCAGGUCUGCCGGCUUCUUGCUUGAGGAGUGCAAAAGAUAUGAAGCAUCGGCUAGGUUUCCUGCUGCAGAAGUCUGAUUCCUGUGAACAUAAUUCUUCCCACAGCAAGAAGGACAAAGUGGUGGUUUGUCAGAGGGUGAGCCAAGAGGAAGUCAAAAAAUGGGCUGAAUCACUGGAAAACCUGAUUAGCCAUGAAUGUGGGCUGGCGGCUUUCAAAGCUUUCUUGAAGUCUGAAUACAGCGAGGAGAACAUCGACUUCUGGAUUAGCUGCGAAGAGUACAAGAAAAUCAAAUCCCCCUCUAAACUAAGUCCCAAGGCCAAAAAGAUCUAUAAUGAAUUCAUCUCAGUCCAAGCAACCAAAGAGGUAAACCUGGAUUCCUGCACCAGGGAGGAGACAAGCCGGAACAUGCUAGAGCCCACAAUUACCUGCUUUGAUGAGGCCCAGAAGAGGAUUUUCAACCUGAUGGAAAAGGAUUCAUACCGCCGCUUCCUCAAGUCUCGAUUCUAUCUUGACUUGGCCAACUCUUCCAGCUCUGGGUCAGAGAAGCAGAAAGGAGCCAAGAGUUCUGCAGACUGUCCCUCCCUGGUCCCCCAGUGUGCCUGAUUCUCACAGUGUGCUGGGGGGCUGAGAUGCCAAGACUCUAUGCCUGGAACCCCUGAGGCCAAAUAUUGAUCUGUAUUAAGCACCAGGGCUUUAUCCACAUUGUAGCUUAGUGUUCCUGCUGCCUGCCAUGUGUGAGUCACUCCCGUGUAAGAAGUAGAUCUAGUUUUGGUGUUUGGGUGUCCAUUAGGGCAGGACCUCAUUCCAGUCCAGCUUUCCCAGAAUUCCUUAGGGUGCCACAUGAGCAAGUAUCCAAAGAAUGGUUUUAUAGGGGUGGCUUCCCAAAGACUGUUGCAGUUCUCUCCUCCCAAUGGCUUGACCUCAGAUUGGUUGGUUGGUACAUUUCAUGUGACAUCCACAAGCACGUGUAUUCUGUUGGCACUUUCUCUAAACACUAGAUGUUAAGAUGAGGUUGAUCUAUUAUGUGUAUAUAUGUGUGUGUGUGUAAAUAUAUGUAUAUACACACAUAUAUUUACACACACACGCAUAUGUACACAUUCUAUGUAUAUGUGUCUAUAUGUAUAUAUACAUAUAUAUUUCUGCAAGAAUAGACAGGAAAGACCCUAGGUGCUCAUCCCUAGAAUGUGUGUACAUACCUACAUGCAUGUUCUGAUCCCUGGUCUUUCAUCCUGCAAUCAAACAGGCAAACAGAACCAGUUGCCAUGCAGGCCAAGAGAGGAAUGCUAAUCUGUGGAAAGUUGAUUCUGUAGAACUCCACAGGUCGGUGUUGGAGACGCAUCCAAGGGACUUUAUGCAUAGUUCAACCACUGACAGCCUCCACGCUGAAUGGUAUUCUAAGGAGCAAAUAUCAUAAAGAGUCUUAUGCCUGGCUGACACAGUUCUGUCUUGGGCUGGUUAUUACUGAUGGCACUUUUCAGUCCCGAAACUGCUGGCCUCCCCUUCUCUGCCCAGGUGCUUGGUACAUGGUUAUCAGCAGCCGGGUUGUUAAGGGAGUUGGGAGAGAAGAUGCUUGAACCAAAUGAAGACACGCAGCUAGGGUUUCGCCAGCUCUACCUGCUGUAAAAUACUGGCUGAGUGAGGGCAUGGGACUUCAAGGUUAAUAGUCUUAAACUCUCCUCUUUUUUCCUCUCCUGAUCAAGGUGCUUUUCUCAUUUUGUUUUUUCCUGAGGACUUCAGCCAUCAGAUGAGGCUCCUUACUUCACUGUGUGGUUGGUUGGUUGUUUCCCUGUAAUGGCUCCAGGCUAUAUGCCUCCCCUUACAAACCAGCAGUGAAGGAAGGAGUAUACUUUAUAAGGGAGAAACAUGUUUUUGCAAACUGAGAAGCCCUCAUAAGUUUCUCUUUUGAAAGUAAGACCUUGUUCAUUCCACCCCAAACAUCAGGGCUAACAAAGCCUGUGGGUAUCUCUUUCCAGGCUCCGAGACUAAAUGAGAGAGGAAAGGAAAAAAAAAAGAAAAGAAAAAAAAAAGGAUACCAAUUGUUAGAACUACUGUUUGGAACUUUUCAAGGCACAUGAAAUACUUGAAAAUUUCUCAUUUAUGUUAUUUAUGAUGUUGUUUUCUACAAUGUUUUUAUUAUUGUUUGUUUUAUAAAUGGAGGUGCAGGAUAUCACCUGAAUUAUUAACAAAUGGCCAGGAAGUAAUUUUCUUCUCAUUCUUCUAAAACUACAGCCUUUGAAGUGCACACCCACAUACACUCAUGCAUGCACAUUGCACCAAUUCCUCCAGCAUAAAUUACAUGCGUGAGCACCUUGUGGCUUUUAAGCCAACAGACGGGGUUGCAGAAUGAAAACACCGGAGUGUGUCUAUACAAAUCUCACUGUAUUAAAGAUGUAGGUUUUCUCCGUUGUGCCCUUCUUGUCUCUCUGGCAGUCUUACUUUCCAUGUUCCCAGAGUUCUUCCUCAAUGUCACUUUUAUUAUACUUAGUUCCACAGUUUUGUGUCUAGUUGACUCCAGGAUCCAAACUGUAACUCUAUUGAUCUUGCCCUAUUACAACUGUCACGACUUUCAGAUUGUACCUGUGCUCAUGGGCUACUGUCUUACAAAGAGGUCCAGAAGGUCAUUCUGAAUGAGAAGUAAAUUAUUUUAUGUAA
Molecule: messenger RNA, 3041 nt
Organism: Callorhinus ursinus (northern fur seal)
Lineage: Eukaryota; Metazoa; Chordata; Mammalia; Carnivora; Otariidae
Gene: RGS4
Product: regulator of G protein signaling 4
Source: RefSeq, a predicted model, not a curated record